This is a messenger RNA of Dermatophagoides pteronyssinus (European house dust mite), 2007 nucleotides long. Its product is annotated as putative acyl-CoA synthetase YngI. Gene Ontology annotation, molecular function: medium-chain fatty acid-CoA ligase activity. The record is from RefSeq and is a predicted model, not a curated record. NCBI's taxonomy places the organism in Eukaryota, Metazoa, Arthropoda, Arachnida, Sarcoptiformes, Pyroglyphidae. Gene Ontology annotation, biological process: fatty acid metabolic process.
AUUUAAACUAGAAAAAAAAUUGUACAGUGCAUUUGUAUUUUGUUGUGGGGGAAAAUCAUGCUGAAAUUCAUCAAUAAUUUGGCUAAAAAUGGCCAUAAUUAUCUGGCCAAUCAUUAUCGUAGAUCGAAUCAUGUGAUCAAUUUAUUUGGACAUCGACAACAACAACAACAACAAUAUCGAUAUAUCGUAUCAGGAAUAUUGAAUGAUUUAAAUGAUCCAAACAAAAGUUAUGUACAUGGACAACCACCAUCAACAAAUUCACAGAUAUUCAGUCCAUUAACAAUUGGACAAUUAUUAAAAAGAACAGUUAAAAUUGUUGAUCCAAAUCAUAUUGGUUUUAUUGUUGAACAUCAAAAUAUUGAAAAAACUUAUCAACAAUUCGAUGAGGAUGUUGAUCGUUUGGCUGAAUCAUUACGUUCGAUUGGUUGUGGAUUAGGUUCAGUGGUUGGUUUAUGGGCAGUAAAUUGUUAUGAAUGGUUAUUGGUACAAUUUGCUACAGCAAAAUUAGGUUCAAUAAUGGUUGCCAUAAAUCCCGCUUACAAAGAACAUGAAUUAUUAAAUGCAUUUCGUUUGGUUGGUAUUGAAACAUUGAUUAUGAAUCAAAAAUUUCGUUCAUCAAAUUAUGGUAAAAUAAUGGAAAAUAUUGCGCCGGGUAUUUUUUCCACUGCUCAAAAUGGUUCGGCCAAUGUUCAUUCCGAUCAAUUACCACAAUUGAAAAAUCUAAUCGUUAUCGAUCAAAUUGAUGAAGAAGAAAUAAUUCCGUCGAAUGUUUGUCGUUUUUCGCAAUUAAUGUCAACAACAAAACAACCACAACAACAACAACAAUCAUCAGUCAACGAAGAUGAAACCGAAUUUGAUGAUGUAAUCAAUGUACAAUUUACAUCCGGCACAACCGGUCUACCAAAAGGUUCAAUGUUAACACAUUUUAAUAUUGUACAAAAUGGACAAUUUAUAGCACCGAUUUUGUUUGAAAAAUUUUCCGAACAACCAAAAAUUUGUAUACCAAAUCCAUUAUAUCAUGCAUUUGGUUGUGUUGUUGGUACUGUUGCUUCAAUAUUUGUACAAGGUACAAUCAUAUUACCCGGUCCGAUAUUCAAUGUUGAUUCAACUUUGAAAUCAAUUGAGAAAUUUGGUUGUAAUUAUCUUUAUGGUACACCAACAAUGUGGUCAGAUUUAUUACAACAUUCGAAAUUUAAUCCGGAUAAUUUAAAAACAUUGAAACGUGGUAUUAUGUCCGGUGCACCUUGUCCACCGAAUUUAUUACGUAAAAUUCAUGAAACAUUACCUUCAUUGGAACAUAUUUUGAUUCCAUAUGGUUCGACUGAAACAGGACCGGUUGCAACUUGUACAAGAAUCAAUGAUAAUGAUCAGCAUAAAAUCAAUUCCGUUGGAAAACCAAUACCAUAUGUUGAAAUAAAAGUAGUGGAUAUUAAAACAAAACGUUCAGUACCACGAUGUGAACAUGGUGAAAUUUUGGUUCGUUCACAUGGUACUUUCCCCGGUUAUAUUAAUCAACCAGAUAAAACUAAUGAAGUUAUUGAUAAGAAUUUUUGGUAUCAUACUGGUGAUGUUGGAUAUCUGGACAGCGAUGGUUAUCUUCAUAUUAAUGGCCGAAUUAAAGAAAUGAUUAUUCGUGGUGGUGAAAAUAUUUAUCCAAAAGAAGUUGAAGAAUUAAUUAUGGAAUUAACAAAUGAUUCGAUUGAAGAUGUUCAUGUGAUUGGAAUACCGGAUAAUCGUCUUGGUGAAGAAAUGGUUGCAUUCAUCAAAUUACGUUCGAAAAAGGAAACAAAAUAUGAUGAAAAAUCAUUGAAAGAUUUUCUUCGUACAAAGAUGAGCCAUUUUAAAGUACCAAAACAUAUACAUUUUGUUGAAGAUUUUCCACGUACACCUACAGGUAAAAUAAGAAAAUUGGAUCUUAAACAAAUGGCUAUUGAAAUGUUUGUCGCUUCUGCUGCUGAUGAUAACAAAAAAUAAUUACAAAAUUUUUUUCUACAAAAAUUUUUAAUC